Molecule: messenger RNA, 3503 nt
Organism: Neocloeon triangulifer
Lineage: Eukaryota; Metazoa; Arthropoda; Insecta; Ephemeroptera; Baetidae
Exons: 25
Coding region: 32-2746 (904 amino acids)
Molecular function (GO): odorant binding
Source: RefSeq, a predicted model, not a curated record
ACGGCCAAACCUGCGUGCAGAUGGAAUUGACAUGCCACUCUGGUUUGACGUUUUCCUAUCAAUAAUUUUAAUUGCAGUCUUGAUUCAAGUGAGUCAGGCCAAUUCUAGAGGAGCUGUUGCUCGUAACAAUGGACACGGGGCAACAACAAGAGCUGCGAGCAAACGCCAGACAAUAAUCAAGUGCUGCGGCGGAAAAAAGUGUUCUGCUCUCAAUUUCAACUCGACAAAAAGUCGCUCUCAAUCCGUACUGAAAACUGAUGAAAACUUUACUAAACUGAGAAGUCCAAGAACUUCAGAAAUUGCACUAUCUGAACAAAUGAGCACCACACAGAUUAACAUUGUCGGCAAUAGUGAUACCGAAUCCAGUGAUUUGCCUUUGUCAACGUUUAUCGAUACCAGCCCAAAUUUGAGCGAUAAGUCCACAUUGGAAUUUUUCCGAGAAAAUCAGUCUUCCUCAAAAUCAAUUUCAACCGCCUUGGAUGUACAAAUGCCGAGUUCAUCUUCUACUUUGAAAAAAGACACUCCAUCUGUAUCAAUCGCACUCCAGAAUUCAGAAACCACUAUUUCUAGCACUUCAGCGGUUGAUGUCCCGAGUGAAACAAAAUUAGACUCUGGACCAACGACUAUUCUUUCCGAAACGGCAACUCAGAUCUUAACUGAAACGACGGAAUCAAAAAUUUUGCUCUCAACUUCAAACCCUACACAAAUUCAAACCACUACUACAACAAUUCCAACUACUGAAACGACUUCAACGACCAUCAACCCAGCUCUGCUCGGGAAAUGUUCGACGAACGAAAUUGCUGCAGUCAACCGGUCCCUUUUUGCAACUAAUGGAGAGCUUGCUGAUCCAGACUUGCAUGGAUUCUGGCUGGACGCGUGUGGACAAACAAUUUUAUUAGGAAAAUCUCUGGGUACUUGGCACGAAAACUCUGACAAGUGCUUUGGCCUGAAAAUGAAGCCGUUUGCCUUUGAGAGUAAAGAGAAGCUUGAAUGCAUGAAACUCCAAGCAAAGAGCUGGAAAUUUAACAUGAAUUACUGGACGGGCGGCGCGAAGGAUCUGGCGAGCGGCACCUUUGGGUGGUGCUCGGCCAACGGUUCCGUGCCCUGGCAGGACGUCCUGCCCUUGUCCAACCCUGCCAAGGACCAGAAUUGCGUCCAGAUGCAAAUUUCCAAAGCAAACGGCUCGGUUUCGAUCAGCGGCAGGCGUUGCUCGGACAAAACAAUUUUCGCCUGCCAGGGUCCGCCGACGAAAGGUCCCAAGUGCGCAAGUCCUGUUUGCCCAAACAUCACCUGCCAGAGAGAUCCUAUGCUUUUUACUUCAACGGCUAAUGGAAAAUCAAUGGUUUUAAAAAACGUUUCUUCCUAUGGAAAAUUGUUUACCUACAGGCUGCGCAACUAUCUUUUCAGCUUCAAAAGUGACACCAGGACUUAUUUAGAAGCGAUGAAAGCGUGUUGUGAUCUGGGCAUGUCCCUGCUGAGCUUGGACUCGCCACGCAAGUACGACGCUUUGGCCACCAUCGGCAACAUCAGCGAAAUGAGCAAAGAGGCUCAAAAUUUGACCUUCUGGACUUCGGGGUCGGAUGAGGGCUGCGAGUCUGUUUUUGGAUUCUGUUCGGCCAAAAGAUUGUUCCGCGGCGAGGCCCAGUGGCUGCCUGGACAGCCGGACAACGCUCGAGGAAAAGAAAACUACGUUGCAGUCCACAUUUGGCGUCAAAAGGGACAAGUUCUGCUCGCUGAUUACGAAGGACAGACGAAAUUCAGAUACAUUUGCGAGAAAUUAGGCAACCCUCAGACAAAGAGUGGAAAGCAAGCUAUGGUGGACGAAUGUUCAAUUAUUUUCAAUGUCACUUCCACCGAAAUCGAUUUGCUGCGAAACAUGACGAAAUUUGACUUACGGAUCAAGUGUUUUUUGCAUUGUGUUGGAGACGCUGUGGGCCUGCUGGUCGGCGGGAAUUUUGUGGCGAGCGAGGUUUUCGCAAUGCUUGAGAGUAUGAAUCUGAAAAACGCGGACGAGCUGAUGAAAAACAUGGCCAUCGUUGACGAGUGCAACAAUAAAACUUUGGGAAUGGACGAGUGCGACAAGGCGUAUCAGUUGACCAAGUGCGCCAGGGACAAGUCGCCGGAGGUUUUUGACCAAAUGAUCAAGGACUUGGAUAAGAAGGAGGCAGACAAUGAUGAACUGGUUUCUAAGUCGUACGGAUGUGGAAAUUCGUCCAACUGCACCAUUGACGUAGUUGCAAGGAACAAUCUGACCUCAUUAAAUCUGAAUGCUUCAACUUGCGUCAACUACACCGACGGAGAGUGGGUUUGCAAAUGCAGUAAUUCAAAGAUGUACAAUAUGAGAUAUCAAAAUGGAUUGAUUUAUAAUUACGUACAAGCACUCAAGUUUUGUUGCGAGCGCGGGAUGCGAUUGAUAAGGACGUCCAAUUUUUUUGCAGCUGCAAAAUGCAUGCAGGCGGCCGGGAUUGCUAAAGUUAUUAAUCAGCGGUACUCAGAUCGCUUUUGGACGAUGACAAACUCUCUCGUCGUUGACUUGACGAGCGGAAUCAGCUAUGAUUGUGAAACGCAAACAGAUUAUCUGCCGCAAAAUCUUAAUCCCGGUUUCCAAAUGGAUUAUGAUCCAAGAGGCGCGUAUGAUGGUGGCACUCUGAAUAUGAAUGUUUACCUUGACUAUGCGGCGCCGCCGAGAUUCAAAUUUUCUCCUGCAAACUCCAACCAACCUUUAAUAUGCGAGGAGAUUUCUUAAUUAGAAUAAAAAUUUAUGAAGUUAAUUUUGGACGUUUAUCCUCAGCGGAUUUUUAAACCUCAAUAACCUUUUAUUUAGGGCGAUCCAAAAGCCUAACCUGGCCCAGGCUAACUUGACUUAGCCCCGGGCCAGCCAGCAAAAUUUAAUGGCGGGUUAAAUUAGCCCGGGCCAGGUUAAUUCAGCCUGGGUCAAGUUAGCCAUUUGGAUCGCCCUCAUUAUUUUUAUCGGUUUUAUUAACAAAAAUUAAUUUAUCUAAAAAUGUUUACCUUCAAUUUGACGUUUUCGAAACAAUUUCGACUGCUUUUAAUUAAAUCUCUCCUAAUUGAUAACUUACAAAGAAAAGACUGUUAUAAUUUUCUUUUUAUAAAAAUAUUAUAAUGUGCUCUUUGGCAUUUUCCUAUUAUUUUCAUUAUUUUCUACAUUUGUCUCUCAGAAACUGGUCUCAGAGCAUAAAUAUUUUGUAUGCAAUCCAAAUAAUCCAAUCUGUUAUUGUUAUCAUUAAAAAUGUGGCAAAAAUUGUUAUCUCUUCGCCGCAGUUUUGUUUUGAUUGUAAUAAUAAUUACUCCUUCAUAAGUUUAUUAACUCUGCCACACUGUCACCGCAUAUUCAUACGUGCUUUCCCCCCAGCAAAUCAGAAAAUCUUAAAGCAUUUUCUCACGGUAAAAUCGUGAAGCGAACAAGACAAGUUGAGGCAGUGAAGGACGAGUGAUCUAUACAUCUUAUUGUUCUUUCAAUCCCCAUUUUCCCCCCAAAUUAG